This is a messenger RNA of Lemur catta (Ring-tailed lemur), 750 nucleotides long. Its product is annotated as immunoglobulin gamma-1 heavy chain-like. Lineage: Eukaryota; Metazoa; Chordata; Mammalia; Primates; Lemuridae. The transcript has 4 exons. The record is from RefSeq and is a predicted model, not a curated record. Gene Ontology annotation, biological process: phagocytosis, recognition; phagocytosis, engulfment; complement activation, classical pathway. Gene Ontology annotation, cellular component: immunoglobulin complex, circulating; external side of plasma membrane; blood microparticle. Gene Ontology annotation, molecular function: immunoglobulin receptor binding; antigen binding. The annotation marks the transcript as partial.
ACACAGACACUCACCAUGGAGUCUGGGCUGCGCUGGCUUUUCCUUGUUGCUCUGCUACAAGGUGUCCACUGUGAGGUGCAGCUGGUGGAGUCUGGGGGAGGCUUGGUCCAGCAUGGGGGGUCCCUGAGACUCUCCUGUGCAGCCUCCGGAUUCACCUUCAGCAGCUAUGGGAUGCACUGGGUCCGCCAGGCUCCAGGGAAGGGGCUGGAGUGGGUCUCAUACAUUAAUGGUAACGGUGGUAGCACAAGCUACGCAGACGCCGUGAAGGGCCGAUUCACCAUCUCCAGAGACAACGGCAAGAACACGCUGUCUCUGCAAAUGAACAGUCUGAGAGCCGAGGACACGGCCCUGUACUACUGUGGGAGAGACAAAAUGGAGGGUGUGGUCUCUGUGUCUAAAUCCCGGGGCUCAGACCCUCUACUUGGAGCUCAGCAGUGUGAGGUGCAGCUGGUGGAGUCUGGGGGAGGCUUGGUCCAGCCUGGGGGGUCCCUGCGACUCUCCUGUGCAGUCUCCGGAUUCACCUUCAGUGACUACUACAUGAGCUGGGUCCGCCAGGCUCCAGGGAAGGGGCUGGAGUGGGUUGCUCUUGUUAGAAACAAAGCUAAUAGUUACACGACAGAAUAUGCUGCAUCUGUGAAAGGCAGAUUCACCAUCUCAAGGGAUGAUUCCAAAAGCACUGUCUCUCUGCAAAUGAACAGUCUGAGAGCCGAGGACACGGCCCUGUACUACUGUGCCAGAGACACAGUGAGG